Messenger RNA from Agrilus planipennis (emerald ash borer), 2977 nucleotides. RefSeq names its product probable ubiquitin carboxyl-terminal hydrolase FAF-X. NCBI's taxonomy places the organism in Eukaryota, Metazoa, Arthropoda, Insecta, Coleoptera, Buprestidae. Bases 443 to 2977 code for a protein of 844 amino acids. The record is from RefSeq and is a predicted model, not a curated record. The transcript has 6 exons.
UAUUUGUACGUCAAAUGAUACAAGUUUGUCGUUCCUAAUAUAAAAUUUUUUUAAAUAAAUACACGUUGAAAUAUUUUUAAGUUGCUUACUAUUAAAGUAACGUAGUUUCUUUGUCAGAAAUAUAUUUAGAAUACUUUAAAUCUUUAAUUUUCGGCGCCAUUUUGUAAAUGACCGGUCAAUUUUCUGAAGAAUUUUUUGAUCCAAUACAAAACUAAUUUGUUUGUGGCAGAAAUAGAAACAAUUUUAUAAAACUUCACGUGUGUAAUCUUUUGCCUUAUCUCAUAUUUUUUUGGCAAAAUUGAUACACUUUUGUCAGCCUUUAUUUUAAGAAUUGCAUGUCAAAAUCGCUGAUUACUUUGCUGGUGUGGUAUUUCAAAGAGAAUAAACUUGGCCAUAUUAUAUAGGAGUUUUAUAAUGUCUGACUAACUUAAUUAAAUACCUAAUGACCAUUGUAACAAGGGGACAGGGAUUCCUAGGGGAGCCCUGUGACAACACACAAAAUAUUCCUGCUACAUCAACAGCCAAUGAACUACAAAAUGAAUCAACCGAACUUGAUUUUCCCCAUGAUAAGUUGUUAUCACUUGAUGAAAAAAUAUCAAAUGUACGCUGGGUAGUACCUGUUCUGCCAGAUCAAGAACUAGAAUGUCUGCUUAAUGCUUCUGUUGACUUGGCAAAAAAAGGUUUAGACACACAAUCAGAAGCAUGUCAAAGGUUCUUUAGAGAAGGUCUAACAAUCUCCUUUACUAAAAUAUUGACUGAUGAUGCAGUUUCAAGUUGGAAGUCUAAUAUACACUUGUGUAUUUUUCAAAAUUGCCUCAAAUUGGUAGAGUUAUGUGUUGUGAAACUUAAACAAGAUUGGUUUCCACUUUUGGAUCUGUUAGCAAUGUUAUUUAAUCCCAAUAACAAAUUUCACACUUUCAAUGCUUCAAGAGCUAGUGAAACUGCUGGCUCAAAUACAAGUUUAUCAGAAGAGGAAUUGUUUGCAAGACCCUCCAAUGAUAUUAGAAACCCUAGAGGCUGGUUAGUUGAUUUAAUAAAUAAAUUUGGUGAACUAGGAGGAUUUCAGUUGCUGUUGGAGAGAUUUCAGAGUGGAAAUUUGAGUGUUUCUGUUGUAUUUGCACUCAUUAGGCCUUUUGGGUUGUCAUACGAAUUCUUAACACCACAUACUAUCAAUAAAUAUAUACUACCUGUUUUGGAUAUGAUUCCAAAUAUAUUAGAAAAAUUGACUGACGACGAAUUGAAACGUGAAGCAAAAAGUGAGACAAAGAGUGAUAUUGUUUCGGCAAUAAUAAAAUCUUCAAAGAAUUUGGCAUCUCGUGUGCCUAAUCAAGAGGAACUGAUAAGAGUAUUGGAAAGUUUUAGGCUAAAAAUGAUACUACGUCAAUUGCAAAUAUCCAGUUUUAAUGGAAAAAUGAAUGCUCUUAAUGAAAUUAACAAAGUCAUUUCUAGUGUAGCUUAUUACCCCAAUAGGCACCAUGGUAUGGAGGAGGAAGAGUACUUAACGCCAGAAAGAAUGGCGAAAUGGCUCAAAGAAAACCAAGUGCUAGAAAUAGUAUUAAGAGACUCGUUACACCAGCCCCAGUAUGUAGAAAAAUUAGAAAAAAUCCUCAGGUUUGUAAUCAAAGAACACGCCUUAACUCUGUCUGACUUGGAUGCCAUUUGGUCGGCGCAAGUGGGCAAACACGAGGCUAUAGUCAAAAACGUUCACGACCUCCUAGCAAAACUGGCAUGGGACUUUAGCCCUGAACAGUUAGAUCACUUAUUUGAAUGCUUUCAAAGCAGUUGGACAUCAGCAUCGAAAAGGCAGCGAGAAAGACUCCUGGAACUUAUUCGACGUCUUGCCGAAGACGACAAAGAAGGUGUCAUGGCUCACAAAGUCCUGACAUUGUUUUGGAACUUGGCCCAUUCUGAAGAAGUGCCCACAGAGAUUAUGGACCAGGCUUUAGCUGCCCAUGUUAAAAUUUUAGAUUACAGUUGUUCCCAAGAAAGGGACGCUCAGAAAACUGUGUGGCUCGAUAAAUGCGUAGACGAAUUGAAACAGGGUGAUUCUUGGGCUUUGCCUGCCUUAAAACAGAUUAGGGAAAUAUCGUGCCUAUACGAGCCCAAUGUGAAUGGAAUACAUACCCAGAGAACCAACCACACCUUUUACAGGCAGGAGGUCAUCGAACGAUUGCAGACGCAACAUUCGUUAGUUAUUUUAGUAACCAAUAGUUUGACUAAUUACAUGGAGCGACUAAGGGUGCUGGCGAAAGAACAUCCCGAAAUUAAUCCCGAAACUUACCUGCCUGAUGGGAGAUACAAUCACAAUUUACAGGUCCAGGAAAGACUGAAUUUUCUUAGGUUUCUUUUGAGAGAUGGUCAAUUGUGGUUAUGCGCUGAACAAGCGAAGCAGAUAUGGAAUUGUCUUACAGAAAAUGCAGUAUUCCCUUCAGAUCGCGAGGCAUGUUUUCGUUGGUUCUCCAAACUAAUGGGCGAAGAGCCUGAUUUAGAUCCCGGAAUAAACAAGGACUUCUUCGAGAACAACAUCCUCCAGCUUGACCCUGUUCUCUUAACCGAAAGCGGCAUCAAGUGCUUCGAACGUUUCUUUAAAGCAGUCAACGUCAAAGAAGACAAACUGAAACCGAAACGACGUGUUCUCCUUACCGAAGACCCCGAUCUUAUAGGUCUUGAUUAUCUUUGGAAAGUUGUUACUUUGUGCACUGACGAGGUGGCAGCUCGAGCUAUUGAACUAUUACGCGAAGUAACGACCAAUUUAGGACCUAGUUUGCAAGCUACACAGCUGGAAUUUCACGAACAGUUCAUUACUGAGUGUUUCAAUAGACUCAGGGCUUACUAUGAUACUGUGAUGGCACUGCAACAGUCCUCAGUAGAUAAAGAGUUUGAAACCAAACAAAUACACAAUAGAAUAAAAUCGGAAGCUGUGAAGAUGUGUCGAGUCCUNUACCUCAUGUCUCUGUCAAUAUUUUUUUUUUUUUAA